Messenger RNA from Cyphomyrmex costatus, 917 nucleotides. Its product is annotated as alpha-tocopherol transfer protein-like. Gene Ontology annotation, molecular function: phosphatidylinositol bisphosphate binding. NCBI's taxonomy places the organism in Eukaryota, Metazoa, Arthropoda, Insecta, Hymenoptera, Formicidae. The record is from RefSeq and is a predicted model, not a curated record. The transcript is spliced from 3 exons. Bases 12 to 917 code for a protein of 301 amino acids. Gene Ontology annotation, cellular component: membrane.
UUCGAAUUCCAAUGUCUGUAAUAAAAGAAAUCACAUUAGAAGAAGAAAUGAAGAAGAAUCCGCAAUUGAAACUAUCCGAUAUAGAAUCACUGAGGGAGUGGUGCGAUAAACAACCGCACUUGCCAAAAAUUGAAGACAGCUUUCUCGUUUUGUUUCUUCAUAGCAACUACUAUCAAAUGGAACCAACAAAAAACACAAUAGAGAAUUAUUAUACGAUAAGGACGCAUUUACCAGAAAUUUUCUGCAAUCGGGAUCCGCUUGAAGAAAAAGGACUACAACAAUCGUUCAAAACCGUGGCUAUUUUUCCUCUGAAUGGAUUAACAAAGGAAGGCUAUAAGAUGAUAUUUAUAACGUUUCUGGACAGUGAUCCUUCUUCCUAUAAUCAGAAUGCCGACUUCAAACAUGCCAUAAUGUUAACCGACAUACAUUUUCUAAUGGAUGAUAGGAUUCAUGGUUAUAUUUUGGUAAUUGAUGCUGACAAAUUUUCCUUCGGCCAUAUGAUGCGAACAAAUCCAUUGGAGGUCAAGAAACAUGUAUACUACAUCCAAGAAGCACUGCCAAUACGUUUAAAGGCAAUCCAUGUUAUAAACGCCGCACCCGCCGCAGAAUUGUUGAUGAAAAUGGCAAAGCCUUUCAUGAAAAACGAGUUAAUGCACAUAAUACGUUUUCACUUAUCGUUAGAGAGCCUUUCUGAAUAUAUCCCAGUGGAUGCAUUGCCAAACGAAACAGGUGGAAAAGCUGGUUCCGUGCAUAAACUAGCUGAAAUUCAUAAAAGAAAAUUCGAAGACUAUCGCGAGUGGUUUCUGUUGGAUGAAUCAACCAGACGCGUUAACGAAGCAUUAAGAAUCGGCAAGAGCAAAACAGUAAAUGAUUUGUUUGGUAUAGACGGUAAUUUUAAAAAACUUGAUAUAGAUUAA